AUUCAAUUCCAAUUUCUUCUUGAUGGGAACAGAACUAAUACUCCAUUCACAAAGCCACCCCCAAUAUAAUUACAAUUACAGACUCAUGGUCUCCUCCAAACUCAGACCCGUUUCUGCAAACACGUACUCUACAUUUACGAGCAGACUUGUAAGUACAAGUAUAGCAGCAGGGAUUAGGGCCACUAAGGUCUCGAAUGCUGCCCAAUUCAAGCAAAACUGGCUCGAUUCUCUUACUUACCCUUCUCUUCAAACUCCAACCCAAACACUUGAUGAUUCUAAAUGGGUUCUGGGUAUCGACCCGGAUCUUUCUGGUGCAUUAGCCGUCUUGAAAACCGACCACACCGGUUCCUCGGCUCAGGUAUUUGAUACUCCACACUUGCCAGUUUUAGUUGGUGGUAGAGUUCGAAAACGUUUGGAUGCCAAGUCUAUUGUUCAGUUGCUUCAUAGCUUAGAUGCUCCAAUUGGAAUGACUGCAUAUAUAGAGCAAUCAACCCCUUAUCCAAAAGAUGGGAAACAGGGUUGGUGGAGUGGAGGAUAUGGAUAUGGCUUAUGGAUUGGGAUAUUGGUUGCCUCUGGCUUUUCUGUAGUUCCAGUAACACCUGUGAUGUGGAAGAAUGAGUUUAAACUCCUGGGAGGCACUGCCGUGAAGGAUGACAGUAGGAGGCUUGCUUCAACAUUGUUUCCAUCUUUGAGUUCCCUACUGAAACGGAAAAAGGAUCAUGGAAGGGCUGAGGCUCUUCUGAUUGCUGCAUACGGUAAAGGUUUGAAAUUAGAUUCAUCAAGUCUCUCUACGGAAUUGGUUCCUUCAAAUGAGGAAGUUAUCAUAUCAAACGAUGUGACAACUUCGAAAGAAUGAACUGCUAACAUUAAACUAGCUUCUUCAGUACAUAGACCUUGAUUUGCUUUCAGCUUCUGAACAUCAGCAGGGUGUAAAGGGAUGAAUUAUUUCAGGAGAAUUAGAGCAAGAGAUGCAAGUAACAAGAACAGGGUGUUGAGAAUGGCUAUAAAUUAUGACCAUUAUUCACCGGACUUAUACUCAUUGUAGCUUUGAAAUCUUUGUGUAGUCUAGUUAUAGAAGAUGUAGAAUUUGUUGAAUUAACAUCAAUCUUUGAAAUGAAAUUAGAAAUACCCAUUUUGUACAUGUAAAAAUAAUGUUAAUAAAAUUUUUUUGUGCCUUUUAUAUAAA
This is a messenger RNA of Mangifera indica (mango), 1186 nucleotides long. RefSeq names its product Holliday junction resolvase MOC1, chloroplastic-like. The transcript is spliced from 6 exons. The record is from RefSeq and is a predicted model, not a curated record. Lineage: Eukaryota; Viridiplantae; Streptophyta; Magnoliopsida; Sapindales; Anacardiaceae. Gene Ontology annotation, molecular function: crossover junction DNA endonuclease activity. The coding region runs from base 23 to 856 and encodes 277 amino acids.